Molecule: messenger RNA, 1023 nt
Organism: Trichomonas vaginalis G3
Lineage: Eukaryota; Parabasalia; Trichomonadida; Trichomonadidae
Product: glycine-rich protein family
Exons: 1
Coding region: 1-1023 (340 amino acids)
Source: RefSeq, a predicted model, not a curated record
AUGGCAGAAUCAUGUCAAAUAUACUCUAAUCCUAAUAUUGGUGUCAUUAAUAUUGCUAAAAAUGAUAGAAAGCUCUCCUGUUUCAUAUUUCAAGGUGUCAACAAUGGAAUUUAUAAAACAAAAUUUCAAAGAGGAAAAUAUCGAGUUGAGCUUUGGGGAGCAAGCGCAGGAAAUACAGUUGGCUCCGAAUACAAUUAUCCUGGAGGUAAAGGUGGAUAUACUAGAGGUGAUAUUGAGCUGAGAGAAGAAACCUUCUUUACCUUUUAUGUCGGAACGAAAGGAGGUAAUACUGUUGCAGGAUCAUCGGCAGCAGGAACUGCAGGAUUCAAUGGCGGCUCUUCUGGUGCAAGGGAUAUAAUACAAGGAGAUAACCCAUCUGCCGGAUCAGGAGGAUCCACUGAUAUGAGAUUUAGAAAAAGUGCCACAUACAAUCCCACCGUUUAUGAUCGAAUCAUGGUAGCAGGCGGCGGUGGAAGCAGCGGUUCUUAUAUAUAUGCCGGCCUCGGUGGCCAUGGUGGCGGAAUUAAAGGUACACAAGGACAAGUUUCAUCUGGCUCACCCCUUCCCUUAACUUCUAGGGCAACUCAGACUUCUGGUAACCAAAUUUUCCAAGGAGGAAAAGGUCAGGAGUCUGCUUGUGCUGCAGGAAGUGGGGGAGGAGGGUACUAUGGUGGGUUUGGCGGAGUUAUUUCAUCAAACUUGCAAAUGAGCUCGGGUGGGAGCGGGGGUAGUUCUUUUAUUAGUGGUCAUCCUAGCUGCUUUGCAAUGGAUGCUCAUGGAAGAGCACUCCAAACUAGUAUCCAUCCUUCUGGAUUAUUCUUUGAAAAUACUGUUACAAUUCAAGGAAAUUCUGAAAUUCCGUCCCCCAAUACAAUCAAUGGUGUUGAGGAUUUUGGGCAUGUGGGAAAUGGUUUUGCCCGAAUUACUUUUCUGAGCUCUAUUUAUUCGAAAUCUUGUAGCUUUUCUGUUUUUAGUUUAAGGCAAUUUCUCUUCAUCUUUGAAUUUAUAUUGAUAUCUGAGUAA